Salvia splendens (bonfire salvia) is the source of this 4339-nucleotide messenger RNA. RefSeq names its product RNA polymerase sigma factor sigE, chloroplastic/mitochondrial. Gene Ontology annotation, biological process: DNA-templated transcription initiation; regulation of DNA-templated transcription. Gene Ontology annotation, molecular function: DNA-binding transcription factor activity. The transcript is spliced from 7 exons. The record is from RefSeq and is a predicted model, not a curated record. The coding region runs from base 2627 to 4192 and encodes 521 amino acids. Lineage: Eukaryota; Viridiplantae; Streptophyta; Magnoliopsida; Lamiales; Lamiaceae.
UGGGGAAUGGGCUGAAAACUACAAUAAAUCCACCAAAAAACUAAAUUUCAAGCAAAGAACGAGCUAGUAUUACAUUAAAAAAAUAUCUACAAAGUUGACAUCACAAAAGAAUUAAAAGAUGAAAAACAAUAAAAGAAAAUGGACGUCUAUGUAUCUAUUAAUCGGCCUAUUUGAACUAAGAAUAUUAAUUAAGUUCAUUUAGUCUAAAUACUAUUGGGCCUUCUCAAAAGCCCACACUCGACCCAAUAGUGGAAGAUGUAGGGUUUUGCUAUCAUCACCGCAGUCGCCAUUAUCAUCUGCAAACAGAGCUCCACUCAUUCCCCGUCGCCACCGUCAGUCCAAUUUUUCAUCCCAACUGUUGCAUUCGUUUGUUCACAUGUUUCCGUUGAAUCUUAUGGGAUAAAAUGCCCAAAUUCCAGGUUAAUAUGUCUAUAUUGCUAUAUCUAGGGUUUAGGGUAACAUGUUUGGAGCUUGAGUUUAGCUGAAUUUGAAAUGGUCAUGAAACGGGGAAACCGUAAAGAUUGGACAGUAGGUAAGAUGACAUUUUGCGCAAGCAGGUGGGAAAGUUGGGCCUACAAUGGACGUUGGUCUGCAUGCAUCUGUCUAGUCAAAAGCCCAAAGACUGUAUGCAUAGUAGAUGGGGCCGUAUAUGUGCAGAUGUGCGAGUUUUCGUUAUUUUUCGGUACAAUAAGGUCGUAUUUCGAUAUUCUGGUGUUUUGGCCCAGCCCUAUAUGUGCUAAGGAUGAGAAAAGCGUACGGAUUCCACAAGCAACGAAGAUCUUGCUCUGGUUUAUCUUGUCGGAACUAUGAACACAAAAUGGGCGCAACUAACUGAAAUCUUCCCCCGCACAAAGGAUGACCUCUCAAAUCGAAGGCACUUGGUAUUGAAGAUGAAGGUGUAUAAAUGGAAAAAGGCCGAAGAGAAGUAGAAGGAGAAGGAAAAGAACGAGUAAGUAGUGCAAACAUCAGUUAAGACCGACACAACAUCGACUCCUACCGACGCGCUCUUCACCAUCGAAGAAGAUUUGGCACUUACUUAUUUUUCGCGAUCCACAAAGAUUGGAAGAUAAUAUUUAAAUUCCUCCCACACCGCGAGGUCAAUGACCUCCAAGACCGAUGGUACAAUGAGGUGAAGGUGAAGAUGGAGCCGAAGCUGGAGGAGCUGAAGGAGGGGGCUGUGAUCAUAUCCAAUGUGGCUAAAGAGGAUCAUAUCAGGCACACCUACCCUAAAAAUAUUUUCGAGGUGGUUCUCAAGGUUGAGGUAAUGGAGAUUCUUCUUCCAGCGUUGUCAUGUUUAUUAUUGAUCAAAUUAUAACUUUCUCCGAUGGUGUGAAUUCACAGUCGGAAAAAAUUGUAAUUCAACUCUUCAGAGACAUCGGGAUAGUAGAUUGGCUUGACCCCUUCAAGUGUGUAAUUGUUUUAGCUCAAAUGGGAAUAAACUUUUUAUUUUGAUUUUAUCCGGUAAUGGAUGAUCGAAUAAUUGUUUUCUGUGUGCUUCAUUAACAUAUUACUCACAGAAAACAAUUAUUACAUCACCUAUUAUCGGAUAAAAUCAAAAUAAAAAGUUCAUUCCUAUUUGAAUUAAAACAAUUGGGCACACAAUUGAAGGGGUCAAGAAAGUCUACUAACCUCUUGAUGUCUUUGAAGAGUUGAAUUUCAUUUUUUCCUAUUGUGAAUCACACCAUAGGAGAAAGUUAUGAUUUGAUCAACAAUAAGCGAGACAAUGCUGGAAGAAGAAUCUCCAUGCCCUCGACCUGGUGUGCCUUAUAUGAUCCUCCUUAGCCACGUUGGAUAUGAUCGCAGCCCUCUCAUUGACAUUGAUUAUAUAGUCUGUUGACAUCUCGUAUACUUCUUAUUAACAUUCAAAGUAAAGGAUAUUGACAUUGGUAAAAUAGUCUAUUGUCCCCUGAAAGAAGCGUGCCCCAUACCUACUACCAAACUAAGGAAUUCUUAAAACUAAUUGCGAUCUGAGUUGGGAUAGGCUUAUAGAGGUGUGAUCUAUUUUAACUCUUCUCUUAAUUGCUAACGGCAAUCAAUUUAAGAUCAUAAGAUUUUAAAGAAUAAAUGGUCAAUAAUUUGGCAUGUGUCUUAUAUUACACUAAUUCACUUCAGUUAUAUUUUAUUAUAAAAUUAAUAUAAAAAAGUUUACCACAUAUUCCACUAGCUUUUAUAAUCCAUUAUUCUUUAAAUUUCUUACAUCCAUAUAUGUACUAAAUGUGACUGUGGGAUAGAGGGAGACAGGGAGUAAUAUGGAGCUGAUCCCACGAAUGCUACCAUAUUAUCCACAAACAAUAUAUCGCCUUCCACUCUCAGCUUGCCACAUCACACAUUCACUAAUCGGCCACAUCAUCACCUCAUUUGCGCCAACUGACGUGGACACUUGCUUAACCGUCGAUCUACUCUCCCACUACUUUCAGCCGUCGAAGUCUACGUCAAAGAGCUCGUGGCCACCGAAAUUCAAGGAAAUAUUACAUAUUUUUUCAAGUUUUUAAGAGCCAAAAACCUCCAAUUACGUUAAGCUCCUUUCCUUCCAUCGCCGGAAUAUUCCGUCGUCGGCGAAAGAUAGAACCUUCUUUUCCUUUCGCCUUCUCGGAUUCCAGAUCGUUCUUCGGUGCUUGCUCAGUGAAUGUUCGGAGCUGACAGCUUUGGCAUGGGAUUUGUGUCUGUUUCGAGUUCUGCUGCACGAACUCUCUUGGAAGUAGGUGUAAAAUAUUUGCCUAAUGAAUCGUUAUCUAGAAGACCAAUAGUAUUAUCAUUUCAAAAGGAUGAGAAUAAGAAGUUAGCUCUAAUUACGCCUAGAGAAUCUGUAGCUUUGUCUUUGGAGACAAAUAAAGGAAACCAUAAGAGGUUAAGAAAGGGUAAAAAGCGGCCAGAACGAGUAAAUCAUGUGGCUUUAACUGACCAAGCAUCUCCAAGUACAUCAGAUUUGUAUUACAAUGAAACCGCUGCAAAGCUGGAGUAUAUAUUUAAUCAAAGCCCUACAGAGGCUGUCGUUGUUGAUGAGGUGAAAGAUUGUAGGAUAAAGAGAAGGCAGUCACGAAGUAUAAGGACUGGAGAAACUGUGGAGACGGAGAAAAGAACUGUUGUAAGGAAUCAAAAGAAGGAGAGUAGGUUGACUCUUGAGAAGAGGAUUGCUCUCAAGACGAAGAAAGCAGGUGAAUCCGUUGUGUCAUCUGAGAAAAUAAACCAAAGAAACCAUGACGAAUUCGAGAUGACUAAUAGGCUUGUUAGGGACUAUUCAGCUUCCUCUGACUUGGUUAGCUUAGACUGGAAGAAAAUGAAGAUCCCUCCGGUUCUUCCUUCGUCUGAGCAUGCCUGGCUGUUUAAGCUGAUGCAACCUAUGAAGGAAAUCCUCCAAGUGAAGGAGAGUGCACAUAAUGAUUUAGGAAAAGAGCUAACUGAAGGCGAGUUAGCAAAUGCAACAAAUAUGAGUACUGUUCAGAUGAGGAAACAAUUAGAGGUUGGUCGAGCUGCGAGAAACAAGUUGAUCAAGCACAACCUGCGACUUGUCUUGUUCGUCAUGAAUAAGUAUUUUCAAGACUUCUCUAGUGGGCCACGGUUCCAAGACUUGUGUCAAGCUGGUGUAAAGGGUCUCAUAACGGGUAUUGACCGCUUUGAGCCAAAACGGAAGUUCCAGCUCUCAACGUAUAGCCUCUUUUGGAUUAGGCAUGCCAUUAUUCGUUCCAUGACGCUUUCAAGUUUCACAAAGGUGUCUUUUGGCCUUGAGUCGAUCCGAGCUGAUAUUCACAGAACCAAGCUAGUGUUGUCGUUCGAACUUCAAAGAUUGCCUACUAAAGAAGAAAUUAUAGAUCGAGUUGGGAUCUCUGCAGAAAGAUACCAUGAAGUAAUGAGGGCAGCAAAGCCUAUUCUUUCAUUGCAUGCAAAGCAUGCAGUGACCCAGGAAGAGCUCAUCAAUGGAAUCAAAGACGUAGAUGGUGUCGAGGGAGAUCAAAGAAGGCAACCUGCGCUUCUCAGGCUUGCUCUAGACGAUGUGCUCGAUUCUCUGAAGCCUAAGGAGAGUUUAGUGAUCAGACAACGGUAUGGGCUUGAUGGUAAAGGAAAUAGAACACUAGGAGAGAUUGCAGGAAAUCUCAACAUUUCUCGGGAAAUGGUUAGGAAGCAUGAAGUGAAGGCUCUCAUGAAGCUCAAGCAUCCAGCUCGAGUCAAUUACCUUCAUCGUUACAGUUUCUAAAGCGAACAUUGCUACGGCAUACACCAAAUAUUGUUUAGAAGUCGUCUGUAAUCAUAGUUAGGAUAAUAGUCAUUUAAAUCACGAAGUUUGGUCUUCUAAAGUUUUAAAACUGAAUAUAUUAAAUCACGAAAUUCCAAUUUUUCUCAA